AUGGAGAUCCUGGGAAACCUCAGCAAGGUGGAGGACAACGGCGUGUUGAUCUGUGAGUACGUGGACCAGGACUCGUACAGGGAGGUGAUGAUGCUCCUCACUCUGCCCGACCUCAUGAUCCUCAUGGCCUCACUGGAGGUGCUCUACCUGUUGGCUCAGCUCGGAGAGAUCACCUGCAGCAAGAUCGCCUCAGUCAACCACAGCAUAGACUUGUUAGUCCGACUAGUAUCAGUUGACCUUCACACCUUUGGACCUGACGCCCUGACCGCCGUGAGGUUAAUUGAACACCAGGCCAGCGCGGACCAGGCCACUGAGGUUCGACCACAGCUGGUUGAGCAGGUACCAGCUGCAGUCCAGGGGACGCCAGCACCAG
This is a messenger RNA of Cynoglossus semilaevis (tongue sole), 373 nucleotides long. RefSeq names its product AT-rich interactive domain-containing protein 2-like. The transcript is spliced from 2 exons. The record is from RefSeq and is a predicted model, not a curated record. The annotation marks the transcript as partial. Gene Ontology annotation, cellular component: SWI/SNF superfamily-type complex. Lineage: Eukaryota; Metazoa; Chordata; Actinopteri; Pleuronectiformes; Cynoglossidae.